CCUUUAUUUUGGAGAGCAGGUGAAACGCACAUCCGGUGUUGUCGCUUCCUUCACUAUCCUGUGCUCCUUUAGUUUCUCUGCUGUAAUUAAAUAUGAUUUUAAGCGGAUUUUACAGUGCAUCAAACCUUCUGAAGUCCAGCGGGGCGUUUUGGAGGAUCUGGACGAGGAAGAUGAGCGCUGAUUCUUCAUCUCUGACCCUGAGACAACAGCAGGAUGGAAUCAGGAGGAUCAUUCUGAACGACCCCAGGAAGAGGAACGCUCUGUCUCUGGCCAUGCUGGAGUCGCUGAGAGAAGACCUCGUGACAGACGUGCACACGCGAGACCUGCGCGUCAUUAUCAUAUCAGCGCGGGGGCCCGUGUUUUCCUCAGGUCAUGACCUCAAGGAGCUGACCUCCGCCUGGGGCCGCGAGUAUCACAGCAAGGUGUUCCAGACCUGCUCAGAGGUCAUGACCCUGAUUCAGGAUCUCCCGGUGCCGGUCAUAGCGAUGGUGAAUGGUGUCGCCACGGCGGCGGGUUGCCAGUUAGUCGCCAGCUGUGAUAUUGCUGUCGCAACAGAGAAAUCGACUUUCGCCACUCCUGGCAUCAACGUCGGGCUGUUCUGCUCCACCCCGGGAGUGGCGAUCGGGCGGGCGCUGCCCAGAAAGGUUGCCAUGGAGAUGUUGUUGACGGGCCGCCCCAUCUCCGCUCAGGACGCGCUGCUGCACGGGCUGGUCAGUAAGGUGGUGAGCGAGCAGCAGUUAGAGGACGAGACGCUGGCCAUCGCCAGGCGCGUGUGUGAGUGCAGUCGGCCCGUGGUGGCUCUUGGGAAGGCCGUGUUUCACAGGCAGAUGGCCGAGGGUCAAGACGCAGCGUACGCUUGUGCCUCUGCUGCCAUGGUGAAGAACCUGGCGCUGCGGGACGGGCAGGAGGGCAUCAGGGCGUUCCUGGAGAAACGCAAGCCUGUGUGGAGCAACAGUGACGAGGAAGCCCACAUGUGACUCCACAAACACACCGAAGCAAUUAAGACUUUUUAUUGAACGGUUCACUCACUGUGUCUAACUGUGCAAAUCUUUAAGUAAAUAUGAGCACUUCAUGAGGUUGUGAGGUACCACCUGAUCUCUCUCUUCAAAAGCGUCUUUCAGAGUUCAUGUGUUCAUGUUUAUUUCUUUAUCUCUGUGGAAUCAUGUGUUAAACAGGAGAAAGUUCUGGAGAAAGCAGUGAGUCACCUGUAUUUGUUCAGAAAUUAUCAUAAAUAUCACUAAUAUUUGUGCUCUCUCCAUCAAAACAUUGUUACAUAUUUCCCCUUCACUGUUCAGCAUGUUUGUUUUACAGGAUUCGUCUUGCAUAUCAGUUCUUCAUUUUUCUGUUCUCAUUGUUUUGAACUAAAUUAAGGUGCAGUGUGGAUGAAACUGCCUGAUGAUCCAUGCCAAAUACAACACUACCACAUUUGUUAUAUGUACAGUGAUUUGUUGUACUUGUACAGUUUGCACUGUAAGUGAAUGUGGCAAACUGAUGUAAGAGUCUUAAUUAAAUUAUAUUAAUGCUGCUGAUUCAAUUGUUGACCACAA
Ctenopharyngodon idella (grass carp) is the source of this 1547-nucleotide messenger RNA. It is a transcript of the gene echdc3, whose product is annotated as enoyl CoA hydratase domain containing 3. NCBI's taxonomy places the organism in Eukaryota, Metazoa, Chordata, Actinopteri, Cypriniformes, Xenocyprididae. The transcript is spliced from 5 exons. Bases 93 to 977 code for a protein of 294 amino acids. Gene Ontology annotation, molecular function: hydro-lyase activity. The record is from RefSeq and is a predicted model, not a curated record. Gene Ontology annotation, cellular component: mitochondrion.